Messenger RNA from Lottia gigantea (owl limpet), 2670 nucleotides. RefSeq lists its product as hypothetical. Gene Ontology annotation, molecular function: adenylate cyclase activity. The transcript is spliced from 20 exons. The record is from RefSeq and is a predicted model, not a curated record. Gene Ontology annotation, biological process: cAMP biosynthetic process; adenylate cyclase-activating G protein-coupled receptor signaling pathway; intracellular signal transduction. The annotation marks the transcript as partial. Lineage: Eukaryota; Metazoa; Mollusca; Gastropoda; Lottiidae.
AUUGGAGCUAAUAUUCUACUGUGUAUAGGAUCAUGUAUACUAGGAUGUAUCAGUAAUUUCUAUUAUGAUCACAAACACCGCGUGUCUUUCCUAGAAACCAAAUCAUCCUUAAUAAUCAAGGUCAACAUUGAACAGGGUCAACUAGAACAGGAACGAUUGCUGCUUUCUAUACUUCCCAAACAUGUUGCUGAUGAAAUGAUACGUCAUUGGGGAUCAUUGGAUGCAGGACAGUUCCGAAAGAUUUACAUGUCAAGACAUGAGGAUGUGAGUAUAUUGUUUGCUGAUAUUGUUGGGUUUACUGCCAUCUCGUCAUCCUGUACAGCUCCAGAAUUGGUGAAAAUAUUAAAUGAGUUGUUUGCUAACUUUGAUCGAUUAUCAAAUACUUUCCGUCAAGCAAGAAUAAAAAUAUUAGGAGAUUGUUACUACUGUGUAUGUGGAGCGUCAGAACCACGAACAGACCACGCAGUACUUGCAAUACACAUGGGAUUGGCUAUGGUCGACAUCAUUAAAGAUGUGGCUGAGAAGAAGGAAAAAGACGUCAACAUGAGAGUUGGAAUACAUACAGGUGCUGUACUGGCUGGGGUUCUGGGACAAAAACAAUGGCAGUUUGAUGUACUGGGAAAAGAGGUAACAAUAGCUAAUAAAAUGGAAAGCUCUGGAGUUCCUGGACGGGUGCAUAUUUCUCAUAAGACGAAGAAUUUCUUAACAGACGAGUUUGAACUGGAGCCGGGCAAUGGACAAGAUCGAGAUGAUGUUUUAAGAAUGAACAAUAUAGUCACUUAUUUAGUUAAAGGUGUCUUAAAACCGCAAAUAAAAAAACAACUUUCCGUCCUUAAAAAUCGGAAUGCCCCUUUAAGUUCAUGUAGAAAUAUAAUCUUGUACCAUCUAAACUUGAAAGAGGAUAAUAAUGUUAGAAAUAGUGUUACAUCUGGCAGAAAGGUAAUUUAUCAUUUAAAUAUCAGCUCAACUCGAAGAGAUUCCUUUCAAUGUCGACUCAAACUAUUCAAGAUACAAUUUCUGCUGGGUGGUCCAAUUUCCAUGGAUGAAGUAGAAUUUUAUAAGAGACUAGAGGACACUUUAUCAAGUCGUAAUGAAAAGAAGAGCUUGAGUCAAAGACGAAGUGUCUAUAUGUCAAUUUGGAGUCUAUGGUUCACGGAACCGGGCGUAGAAGAAAUGUAUCGUAAAAGCCAAGAACCAUUAUGCGGGUGUGGAAUGGUCGGAUUAUGUUGUACACUCACAUCAACGUUUCUGGCCAAGAUUUGUGUCCUGCCAAGAUCUCUACUAGUUAUAUUGGUAUAUUUUGUUGGUGUGACAUUACUAGCAGUCAUGACCAUUUUUACCUGGCCACAAACCAAUAAGGUCAGGGUCAGAAGAUUCGGUUCGUGGUUAAAUGGUUCCAGAAUAACACGGAUAUUAUCUUCUUUGUUAUGUGUAUUGGUAUUAUUCGUUGCCGAUACCACAGGAAUUGUAAGUAUUACCUCACCUACUUAUAACGUUUCUGGAAAAUAUCUGGAUCCAGAGGAUCCUCAUUGCCACUUUCCACCAUAUUUUGUAUGUUCCAUAUGCUUAGUAUUACUGGCUGUGUCGUGUAUUAUGGAAUUUGGAUAUUUGAUGAUCUACCUCUUGUCAAUGUGUUUUAGUAUCUUUAUCUGUAUCACCACCAAUACUGUACUUCAUGAUUUGUUUGACAAUUAUGACAUAAAUGUAUCACCAAGGUAUGUUACCAUAUUAUUCUUGAUACCAAUACUGUUCUGGUGUACCUUAGCUUUAAAUAUUCCAUCCAAGUAUUAUUUAUGUGGCAUAUUAUUUACAGUUUCUGUCACCAUUUUGCUGAUUUCAAGAUACUUGGACAGAACCUAUCGAAGAUUAUUUUUCUGGAAAUAUGAAACAACGAAACAGAAGAAACAAGUAUAUGAGCUUAGAAGAAAAAACGAAGCCUUGAUUUAUAAUAUAUUGCCAGCUCAUGUUGCUCGAGAUUUUAUAGGGAGAUAUAGGCGAGAUGAUGAGUUAUAUAGUCAUUCAUACAGUCAUAUUGGCGUGAUGUUUGCAGCUUGUCCUAAUUUCAAUGAUUUUUACAACGAAAGUUCUGUAAAUAAUAAUGGUUUAGAAUGUUUGAGAUUUUUAAAUGAAAUAAUUUCUGAUUAUGACGAGCUGUUAGAACAACCAAGGUUCUCCUGUGUAUGUAAAAUAAAGACAGUUGGUCCAACUUAUAUGGCAGCUAGUGGAAUGACUGUUAACCUCCAUGACGAAGUAAGAUGUAUUUUUUUAUUCCAGAAUAUUGACGAGAAGGAAAAGUGGAACCAUUUAGACAAAUUGGUACAGUUUGCCUUUCUCAUGUUCGACACGUUAAAGAAAAUAAAUGAACAGUCUUUCAAUAACUUUAUCUUGCGUAUAGGAAUAAAUCAUGGCCCCAUUGUAGCGGGUGUUAUUGGAGCUAGAAAACCUCAUUACGAUAUUUGGGGUAACACUGUCAAUGUUGCUAGCCGUAUGGAAUCCACCGGACAUGUCUCGAAAAUACAGGUUGUAGAAGAGACGAAAAAUAUAUUGGAGAUGUUUGGAUAUACUUUUGAAAAGAGAGGUUAUGUUUUUGUGAAAGGCAAAGGAGAUCUAGUAACAUAUUUCAUUAAAGAACAUAUUCCAGUAACCGUCAUGCCUCAUCAGGUUAUAUGA